ACAGACAAGCUGAGCCCAGCCACAGUCUCGGGUGCGGCUUCACAACUAACAACACCUGCCGGAGUCGAGGGGUCUGCUGCUGCUUCACGGCUUGAGAAAAUGGCAGAGCAACUCGUCUCCAUUACAACUGCUGCUCUUGGACGGCCAUUCCAGUUGGGGAUGCUUUAUGACUGUCGCAGUGAUCAGCUUGUCCCAGGGGUGACACUCUGGAGUAAGUCCAACCUGGAGAAAGACAUCAGCGUUAAAUCACAACGUCUUACGGAGUAUUCACUGGAGACCUCCAACUCUCUGACUGAUAAGUCCAAGGCACUUGAAAUAAACGCAUCAUUGAGGGGGAGUUUUGCUUGCGGCCUUGUAAAGGUUGAGGGUUCAGCCAAGUACCUGUACAACAGCAGCUCCUCCAAGAAUCAAGCUAGGGUGACCCUGAAUUACUUCAUGACCACCGUGUUUAAGCAGUUGACAAUGAGUCAGCUCAGUAGAAACAACGUCACAUAUGAAGAAGUGUUCAGGCAGGGGACAGCGACUCAUGUGGUUACGGCGAUUCUGUAUGGAGCUCGGGCCCUCAUGGUGUUUGACAGAGAUGUUUCAAAAGAUGAAUCUACUCACACCAUUGCAGGAGAAUUAAAAGCAUCGAUAGAGAAAAUCCCAAAGUUAGUCAUUCAUGGCAAAGGAUCACUGGACUUGUCUGCUAAAGAGAAGGAAGAAGCUGAAAAAAUCCGGUGCACUUUCCAUGGAGACUUUUAUAUUCGUGAACUUCCAGUUGACUAUUUAACAUCCCUGGAUGUGUACAAGAAACUGCCCACUUUCCUGGGUGAAGAUGGUGAGCAUGCAGUUCCCGUCACUGUGUGGCUGUACCCGCUCAGUCUGCUGGACUCCAGCGCUGCCAGGCUGAUGUAUGAGAUCAGUACUGACCUGGUCACCCAGGCAGAGCGUGUGCUGGACUCUUUACUAGAGGCAAUGGUGAUGUGUGAUUAUCUUUUAACAGAUCCCACAGUCAAGAUCUUCUACAACAUAGAAAAGAAAAUCAGUAAAUUCAAAACUCUGAUUGAGAGGUACAAGCUGUACUUUCAAAAGAGGUUUGCUCAGAUUUUGCCAUCAGUUCGGGGAGGAACAACAAAUGCAACUGCACUUGGUGACAUCCUUGAGGCACACCGGACAUCACCAUUCAGUCAGCACAAGUUAGAGGGCUGGCUGUGCUCACUGCAGACCGAGAUUAGGGUGAUUGAGGCCGUGAUUAAGGGUAUGGAAGACAGCAAUGUAUCACUUCUAACUGGAAGGUUUGAUACAAUAGAGCCUUUGAUUUUUAAGCCAAACAUUAACUACAUUGUGAACUUCAAUUUGAACUUGUUAAGCAAAAAAAGCAAAAGUUUAAACACAAUGGAAAAUUAUUUUAUAUCUGAAGAUCAAAAUAGUAUUAGAAUUACUGAUAUGAAGAACAAUGACGAGUGGGUACAUUCACAGGCAGACUGUGACAAAAUACGACUGAGAAGACAACUGUUUCUUGAUUUUGCAAGUAACAACCAACAGAAUGAAUCCAUCAAGUUUGUGGUUACUAGCAGGCCUGUUGAGACACAAGAAAGCAGUUCAGUUCUCUUGUAUUGUAAAGGGGAGCUGCGUAGUUCAGACUUUGAGCCCCCUUCAACUCCAGAUGUUCCUAAAGUAUUAAAAACAUCGAGUCAAUCAGCAGAAAUAGAGCUCUCCCUCCCGCCUCAUGGAUCAAAUGAGACAAUAAAGUACCUGGUGCAGUUCAGAAAACACACUGAGAGACAGUGGAGGUCACAGGUGACGAGAGACACAGAGAAAUGUUGCACUCUGGAAGGUCUUCAGAGGUCUACACAGUAUGACGUGAGAUAUGCAGCCGUCUGUGAGGCCGGAAUGGGACCUCCUAGUGAAAUCAUCUCUGUGAAGACUGGAGAACCAGAAUCAGCCAGCUGCUGCUGUGAACAACUGGAGGAACUUGACCUGUCACUUAAAAAUAUCACUGAAGACUUCAUGAAAAUACUGGCUCUAACACUCCACCUCUACAGACGUGUCAGCCUGUCUGAAUGUGAUCUCACCUCCAGAUGUUCCUCAGCUCUCUCCUCAGCUCUUUCUGCUCCACACUCACGACUGACUGAACUGAACCUGAGAAAAAACAACAACAUGGAGGAUUCAGGAGUGGAUCAGCUGUGUGAGGGGCUGAGGAGUGAAAACUGCAAAUUAGAGAAACUGAGCCUGCCUUCUUGUGGUCUCACCUCCAGAUGUUGCUCAGCUCUCUCCUCAGCUCUUUCUGCUCCACAAUCACGACUGACUGAACUGGACCUGAGGGACAACAACAUGGAGGAUUCAGGAGUGGAUCAGCUGUGUGAGGGGCUGAGGAGUGAAAACUGCAAAUUAGAGAAACUGACGCUGCAUGGUAAUGAGGUCAGUGAGAGUGAGAAGAAGAACCUGAGGUCACUACAGGAGGAGCUGAAUAGGACUGGACGGCAGGUGAAUAUCGACAUAUGAGAAGACUGGACAUGCUGAUCAACUGACCCCAGUGAUGAUGCCCCCUGUCCACUCUCUCUGAAUUCUUCUCUUUAUUCUUUUAUAAUCUCCUCAGCUCUCCUCCACAUUUAAUAAACUCUCCUUGUCUUCUU
Molecule: messenger RNA, 2618 nt
Organism: Erpetoichthys calabaricus (reedfish)
Lineage: Eukaryota; Metazoa; Chordata; Cladistia; Polypteriformes; Polypteridae
Product: stonustoxin subunit alpha-like
Exons: 7
Coding region: 100-2487 (795 amino acids)
Molecular function (GO): protein binding
Source: RefSeq, a predicted model, not a curated record